UUUUACCGGAAGUGUGAGAUUUUUGUUUCGGAGGGAGGUCAGUGAGCUGUCGAUGUCAUUUACAGUGUUGUUAUUUCUAGAUAUAAUGUAGAAAGUUAACAUUCUGCGUAGCUAGUUUAACAGAGUACCACAUUUUUUCGGGGCAGCCGCAAAAUAUUUGUGGUGUAGGUAAAGCAAGUAAACUGCAGAGCAAUCAUGUCGGAUGCGUUGUCUGAUGAUGCCAGCAGAGGAAAUGACGGCCAAGAAGAUGUGAUGACUCCAGCGGAGCUGAUUGGGAAACUGGAAGAGGUAGCUAAGUAGCUAACCAGCUAACCAUGUUCAUUAUACUGUAGCCAGACAGAUACGUUUUGCAAUGUACAGAUCCUGUCAAAACAAAAUACGUAUUUAUCACUGCUGCUACUCUAUGUAAAGUGGACUGUGUGUUCCUCUGUCCCCCAGGCCUGGCUGAAUGAGAAGUUCUCUCCUGAGCUUCUGGAGAACAAGUCAGAGAUGGGGGAUGGAGCAGCUGACUCACAUGGUAGAUGGUGGUGGGGUUCCUCAAAUAACUGAGGGGUGCAGCAGCUGUGUCUCAGUAAACAGUGAGGUACCAGUAAUAACAGGACUUCUAUGUUGUGUUGUCUCCAUUGACAGGAGGCCAACCUGCAGCAGGUUUGGAGGGGUGAUGUGAAGGCCAGUGUCCACCGCAUGGAGAUUGACAGGAUCCGCUUUGUCCUCAGCAGCUACCUCCAAAAGGUAAUGUCAACAACAACAACCCAGCAUUAUAUGAUCAUCUUCUAAUGAGAGGGGCUAUAAAUCAAUGCUCAGACUGACACCUUUCUCUCUGGUCCUCUGUUGCCUGUGUAGAUUGAGACAUUUUCCCCACAUGUCUUGGAGAAAGAGAAGUCUCGAGCAGAGGGAGAUCCUUCAUUCCUGUCUCCAGAGGAGUUUUCCUUCGCCAAAGAGUGAGUGUUGUAGCUUGCAGUUACAAUGACCAUCGCUGGAGGAAAGUCAUUGAGUUGUUUGAAUGUCAUAUUUACUUCCAUUAUUAUUAUCAUAUGUUUGCAACAUUAGUGAUGUGAUGUGUUCCCUCUCUUCCAUUUAGAUAUCUGGCCAAAACAGAGACCUAUCUGAAGGCUGUAGCUCUGAAACACAUGCCCCCCAAUCUACAGACAGUAGAUAUGCUGAAAGCAAGAUAUUUACAUUAACUAUUCCAAUAUUUAAGUGACUGCUUGUAAAAACUAUCAGUGGCAUAAUGUUUAAUUAUCACGGAUGGAAGCAUUGUAUUCUCUUGUCACAUGAUUAACUUCCAUGUGUAACGAUAUGUUCCCAGAGCCCUGUCUGGACUCCUUUGUGUUCCUAUGUGUGAGGGAGAGACAGGAAAACAUAUUAUACUACCUAUCUCACUUUGAUGAUAAUGUAUCAAGAAUAGAAGUUGUCUUGAUUCCUUUUCUGAAGAGGAGCACAUUGGAUGUUAUUUUGUAGUAUUCUGUAGAUCCAGAAGGUGGCAGCAUGUGUCUGUAUUUAACGCAAUGUGUUUUCUAUGUACUGUUACUGUCCUCAAGAAUAUUAUACCGGCUUACUCCACGGACAGUGUAUUCUUAUUGAUUGAAAUGCCCGGUCGUUUGCUAAGAACUCAUUCGAAUUUUUUUGUCCAAUAUUUUCUAUCAGAGAGUAUGUCGUGUAUCUUGAUGUGGAUUCUCAGCAUCUGAUGCGGUAUCGCACUAUAGCACCUCUGGUUUCAAGCGGAGCAGUACAGCUAAUUUUAAAUGUCAAGGUAGUCAAUUUAUAGGCCACACUGAUUUCCCUAAUAUCGAAUCUAUGACAUACACACACAUCCAUACUAUAUUUUUGAAUAUGUUAGAGUGUGCAUGAUUCAAAUCCCAAAAACUUCAUAAAAG
Coregonus sp. 'balchen' is the source of this 1877-nucleotide messenger RNA. The record is from the annotation of a GenBank genome assembly. Lineage: Eukaryota; Metazoa; Chordata; Actinopteri; Salmoniformes; Salmonidae.